This is a messenger RNA of Galeopterus variegatus (Sunda flying lemur), 662 nucleotides long. It is a transcript of the gene TP53RK, whose product is annotated as TP53 regulating kinase. The record is from RefSeq and is a predicted model, not a curated record. The transcript has 2 exons. Gene Ontology annotation, cellular component: EKC/KEOPS complex; nucleus; cytosol. The annotation marks the transcript as partial. NCBI's taxonomy places the organism in Eukaryota, Metazoa, Chordata, Mammalia, Dermoptera, Cynocephalidae. Gene Ontology annotation, molecular function: ATP binding; protein serine/threonine kinase activity. Gene Ontology annotation, biological process: protein phosphorylation.
GCGCUGGAGGCGCGGCUGGGCCGGCGGCGGACGGUGCAGGAGGCCCGGGCGCUGCUGCGCUGCCGCCGAGCAGGGAUAUCUGCCCCAGUUGUCUUUUUUGUGGACUAUGCUUCCAACUGCUUAUAUAUGGAAGAAAUUGAAGGCUCAGUGACUGUUCGGGAUUAUAUUCAAUCCACUAUGGAGGCUGAAAAAACUCCCCAAAGCCUCUUCAGCUUAGCCAAGACAAUUGGGCAUGUGUUGGCUCGAAUGCACGAUGAAGACCUCAUUCAUGGUGAUCUCACCACCUCCAACAUGCUACUGAAACCCCCCCUGCAACAGCUGAACAUCGUACUCAUAGACUUUGGGCUGAGUUUCGUUUCAGCACUUCCAGAAGAUAAGGGAGUAGACCUCUACGUUCUGGAGAAAGCCUUCCUCAGUACCCAUCCCAACACUGAGACUGUGUUUGAAGCCUUUUUGAAGAGCUACUCCACCUCCUCCAAAAAAGCCAGACCAGUGCUAAAAAAAUUAGAUGAAGUACGCUUGAGAGGAAGAAAGAGGUCCAUGGUUGGGUAGAAGAAUGUGUGUAAAAACCACACACUGUUAGGUGUUUUUUUCAAAGUAAAUUUGAAGAAAUGCUAUAGAUAUGAGAUUAGACCUAAAUAAAAGUGUUGAGAUACUUUUAA